Molecule: messenger RNA, 2201 nt
Organism: Sodiomyces alkalinus F11
Lineage: Eukaryota; Fungi; Ascomycota; Sordariomycetes; Glomerellales; Plectosphaerellaceae
Exons: 4
Coding region: 129-1925 (598 amino acids)
Biological process (GO): transmembrane transport
Cellular component (GO): plasma membrane
Molecular function (GO): purine nucleobase transmembrane transporter activity
Source: RefSeq, a predicted model, not a curated record
AAAAAAAAAGGGAUUGGAAUUGGAACUUGUUCACAUCUUCCCUCCCCGUCUUCGCGACAACUUCCUGGCGCAUCAUUACCUGGCGCAGCAUCGCAGCAUCAGGCCAACCUCUUCUUCGUUCAUUCACCAUGGGUUGGGCUGAGAAGAUCAACAGGAAGGUGGCGACCACCUUCCUCGGAAGAUGGUUCAAGCUCGAGGGUUCCGGUCAUCCGAGAGAGCGCAAGGGCUCGUACUUCCUGACCGAGAUCCGCGCCGGCAUCAUCACCUUCUUCGCCAUGGCCUACAUCAUCUCCGUCAACGCUUCCAUCAUCGCCGAGUCCGGCGGCCCUUGUGUCUGUAGCAAUGGGCCCAACAGCGACGAUCCCUACUGCCAGGUCAACGACGACUACCUCGUGUGUAAGAACGAGGUCAGGCGCGAUCUCGUCACCGCUACGGCUGCCAUCUCGGCCCUGACUUCCUUCUUUCUCGGUCUCGCCGCCAAUAUGCCUGUUGCGGCGAGUUGUGGCAUGGGUCUGAACGCAUAUCUUGCUUAUGAUGUUGUUGGGCCUCACGGUUCCGGUCGUGUCCCCUACGAAGUCGCCAUGACCGCCAUCUUUAUCGAGGGCUUCAUAUUCCUCGCCUUGACCCUCUUGGGCAUGCGACAGUGGCUUGCUCGUGCCAUCCCCCGCCCUAUCAAGGUCGCCACCGGCGUCGGUAUCGGCCUCUUCCUCACCAUCAUCGGUCUGACCUACAGCCAGGGCAUCGGCCUCAUCAGCAGCGGCACCGGCACCCCCGUCACCCUCGCCGGAUGUGCUCCUGAAUUUAUCCUCCCUGAUGGCACCUGUCCGGGCGCCCAGAGGAUGCGCAGUCCCACCAUGUGGGUUGGCAUCUUCUGCGGCGGCAUCCUCACCGUCAUGCUCAUGCUGUACCGCGUCAAGGCCGCCAUCCUCAUCGGCAUCAUCCUCGUCAGCAUCAUCUCCUGGCCUCGUGGCACUCCCGUCACCAACUUCCCCUACACUCCGCAGGGCGACAGCAACUUCGAGUUCUUCAGACAGGUCGUCGCCUUCCACCCCAUCAGCCGCACCCUCGUCGUGCAGCAAUGGGACGUCUCCGAAUACGGCUCUCAGUUCGCCCUCGCUCUCAUCACCUUCCUCUACGUCGACAUUCUCGACUGCACCGGCACUCUGUACUCCAUGGCUCGCUUCGCCAGCCUCAUCGACGAACGCACCCAGGACUUCGAGGGCUCCGCCGUCGCCUACAUGGUCGAUGCCAUCGGCGUCUCCAUCAGCUCCCUCUUCGGCACCUCGCCCGUCACCGCCUUUGUGGAAUCCGGCGCCGGCAUCUCGGAGGGCGGAAAGACGGGCAUCACCGCCAUGGUGACCGGCAUCUGCUUCUUCAUCUCCAUCUUCUUCGCCCCCAUCUUCGCCUCCAUCCCUCCCUGGGCCACCGGCUCCGUCCUCGUCAUCGUCGGCUCCAUGAUGAUGAGGGCCGUCACCGAGAUCAACUGGGGCUACCUGGGCGACGCCAUCCCGGCCUUCCUGACCAUCGCCGUCAUGCCCUUCACCUACUCCAUCGCCGACGGCCUGAUCGCCGGCAUCUGCAGCUACAUCCUCAUCAACACCCUCGUCUUCCUCAUCUCCAAGCUCAGCCGCGGCCGCGUCGUUCCCUACAACCACGCCGACAAGGAUCCCUGGACAUGGCGCGUCCCCGGCGGUCUGCUGCCCGGCUGGGUCACCCGCCUCGCCCGGGGCAAGAAGGACUUUUGGCGCCCUUACGAGCAGGAGCGCGAGGAUGUUGUCCAGGAGACUGUCGCCCAGGAGCCCGCCGACGGUCAUGUCAAGUAUGAUCGUACCGCAAGCUCCGACCUGAACGAAUCUCCCGACCCUUCUCGGGAGAAGGACCUUGGUGAGACGGCAACCUCGCCUCAUCGUACGAAAUCCAACUGAGGGAUGACCAUGGUUAGGCAUGGUCAUGGGUCGUAAGGGUCAUGGGCAUGGGUCGUAAGGCCUGUCCUCCCGGCUCGGGUUGUUCCCGUUAUUUGUGCUCCCUUGUUUUAGGGGGGUUGUUAUUGUUGUUGCUAUUUGACCUUGCGUAUCCGUCUUCGGCUUGGAAGGCCUCCUACCCUCCAUGGUUUCUCUUUUGAAUGAGUGAUGCGUUUACCACCAUAUAGAUGUGCCAGGGCGUCGAGAGAAGACACGCUGUUAAUAUACCCCCCCACCCUG